AUGGCUGAGGAUUUCAUGAAUCGUUUCAGAUUUAAUACUGAAAUCACUGCGGACAGGUUCUCAUUAGCCAACAUACAAAAGAAACCAUCGGAGGACUUCCAGGAGUAUGCACGACGUUGGAGAACCGAGGCUGCAAGGGUUCAACCACCGCUCGAUAAGAGUGAGCUCUCAAAAUACUUUAUUCGAGCCCAAGAAGGUAUCUACUUUGACAAGAUGAUGUCAAUGAUGGGCCAAAAGUUUGCAGAAUUGGUCAAGAUGGGAGAUUUUAUAGAGGAAGGCAUCAAAUCAGGUAAAAUUCAGUCCAUGGCUGCAUUGCAAGCUGCAAGUAAGGCCAUACAAUCAGGAUCCAUUGGUGGCAUCAAGAAGAAAAAGGAGGAUGUUUCAGUCGUCAAUUACCAACAUGGAGGACAAUCCCACCAAUACCCCAACAAUCCCCAAAUUGUUGCACAUACUCCAUACACCUCGUAUCCAGUGUAUAAUACCCGACCACACUAUAAUCCACCUCGAGCACCAACAUACCAAAGUCCAACAAGACCACAUGUCCCACUCCAAGCACCAACCCACCAAAAUAGACCAGCAUAUGUGCCAAGACCACGUCCAAAUCUCGAAGCCAGAAAUACUCGCACCUACACACCCAUUGCUGAACCUUAUGCUCAAUUGUUUGAAAGGUUGAGGAUAGCAGGAGUACUACAUCCAGUUGAGGGAAAACUCCCCGACCCAAUCCCUUACAAUUUUGAUGGAAACAAGCGAUGCGCUUACCACUCGGGAAUCCAAGGGCAUGACACAGAAGAUUGUUAUGGCUUGAAAAACCAGGUUGAGACGUUGAUCAGAAGAGGAAUAAUAAAAUGCACUCCAACACCUCCGAAUGUGAACAACAACCCUUUGCCAAAUCAUGAGAAUCGAGAAGUCAAUAUGAUUUCUCUAGAAGAAGAGUACAACUUGGGAGAAACCAUCGCGCCUGUCUGGAACGCCGAAGAAGCUGCCACUGCAUCUCUAGUGCAACCUGUUAUCACUAUUCAACUAAGAGAACCUUUUACUGUCCAAACAUAUAUCCCGAGAGUUGUAGUUACCACUACAGUUGCUAGAAAGGCUGAGUUUGACACCAAAGGAGUCCCAUGGGAUUAUAAAACAGAAGCCAAGGGCAAGAUGAUUGACGCCGCUGUGGCUCAGGGGAUGACUAGAUCAGGAAGGUGCUAUACUCCCGAGAAUCUGAAUCAAGGAGUUAUUGGGAAGGAGCCGAAUCCCAAGAAGAAUGUUACGGAUGCUGAAGUCACAGAAUUUUGGAGAAAGAUGCAGCCGAAAGACUAUUCAGUCGAGGAGCAACUGAAGAAGACAUCGGCUCAUAUAUCCAUAAUGUCUUUGCUAAUGAGUUCUGAGGCUCAUAGGAAUGCUUUGAUGGAGGUGUUAAAUGGGGUUUGCAUUCCAAAAGAGACCGCAAGUGAAACCUUAGCUGCAAUAAUUGGACAAGUGUUGGAAUCUAACAAAAUCUCUUUCCAUGAUAAUGAGCUACCAAUGGAAGGGACUGGACACAACAAAGCACUUCAUAUCGCGAUCAAAUGUCGUGAUAAGAUUGUGACCCGAGUUCUGAUUGAUGGCGGUUCUGGAUGUAACAUCUGCCCUUUCACAACUUUGAGAGUUUUAGGCUUGAAUAUGGGAGAUAUAGAGGAAAGUCGUGUAAAGGUUAGAGCUUUUGAUGGAGCACAGAGAAGCGUCAUUGGAGAAAUCCAUCUCACAUUGCAAGUGGGACCAGCAGAAUUCCCUAUUUUAUUUCAAGUGAUGGAUGUGUCAUCAAACUACAACCUGUUGCUGGGAAGACCAUGGGUCCAUAUGGCAAAAGCAGUUCCUUCAACUCUUCAUCAAUGUGUAAAGUUUGAGUGGGGUCACACAGAAGUUACUAUUCAUGGGGAGCUCAAUCACCCCAUCUAUUCUGUCAAUUCUGUUCCAGUAACUGAGGAAUUAGAUGGAGCCACUUUUCACACUUUAGAAAUCAUGCAAGCUGUGAGGAUUGAAAAGAAGUUAGAGUCGGUUGGUGUGAAAUUGUCAGGGGCAACGAAGAUGGUCGCAGCAGAGAUGUUGAAAUACGGGUAUCAGCCUAAGACAGGACUUGGACCCAGGGCCAAUGGCAUAGUUGAACCCAUCCAGCUGAAGCAUCAGAAAGGUACCACUGGACUCGGAUAUGGAUCUACAUCGGGACGAGUCCACAACAGGGGAUCCAUCAAGACAACGUUUGUACCAGAGCAAGUUCCGAUUCUAGAUCACGCAUCUGACGAUGAUAUAGUGGAAGGAAUAGGAAAUUUGUUCGUGGCCAUGAUUGGAGAAGAGGAAGAGAUAGAUCUCCGCAAAUUGAGCAUCCGUGAUUCCAAGCCUGGAGAAAGCUUGCAGAAUUGGACCGUCAGCCCUUCCCUGUUUCGACAAGAGUCCUGGUAG
Molecule: messenger RNA, 2427 nt
Organism: Solanum dulcamara
Lineage: Eukaryota; Viridiplantae; Streptophyta; Magnoliopsida; Solanales; Solanaceae
Exons: 1
Coding region: 1-2427 (808 amino acids)
Molecular function (GO): nucleic acid binding
Source: RefSeq, a predicted model, not a curated record